Leptosia nina is the source of this 1218-nucleotide messenger RNA. Lineage: Eukaryota; Metazoa; Arthropoda; Insecta; Lepidoptera; Pieridae. The record is from the annotation of a GenBank genome assembly.
AUGAGAGCCGUGCUUCUCAUCUGCCCAAUUAAUAAAAGUCGACUCCAAGGAAUGGCGGAGGACGACACUGUCAGCCGUUCUAGUACCGGUUCUGCAGCUGAAACCAACCCGAUGUCUCGUCAUGUUCUACUCUCUCGCUUAGCAGAGCAGUUCCAAGUGGCGUCGCCGCCAUCACAACGCUUUCCCUCACCAGAAAGGAGUGUCUCUCCCCAAUCGCCCGCUUCUACCAAGUCUCCACCCUUAUCCCCAGACUCACUGUCCCAUAAUCGCCUAGAUAUGUUACGACUUGGUGAUAUAGAAAUUGCUGGAAGAGCUCUCAAGCAAUACGCAAGAGCCACAGAACUAGGCGCUUUGAUGUACUGCAGCGGCCUGGGUGCUCUAUAUGGAGGAGCUGGAGUCUGGCCACUUCUCCUGCCAAGAACGUCACCACAUUUCAAUCCAUCCCUCGAGCACAUGAGACAAACACCACCCCGCGAUGACGACGAAGAAGAGUUGCCUUUGAAUUUAUCGACGAAAAAUCGCCAAAUAUGGUCCCCGGGAAGCGCUUGCGAACGCGACCAAGAUCGGGACACAGAUUCGUCGAUCGGGAAAUGGGAUGGACAGGAAGACAUCGACGCACCUCUCGAGUUGGUGAAGAGAUGUCGUAGCAGUCCUGAUGAAGAAUGCAUAUCCAGUUCAGACACCCGAAAUUGUCAAUCCACACCGGGGUAUCAAGCGUACCAACAGGCGCCGUCAUCAGAUAUCAACUUCUCGCUACUACUCAAAAACGAAAACAGAAAUGAAAAAUCAUUUCAGUGUAAGCAAUGCGGCAAAUGCUUCAAGCGGAGCAGUACCCUGUCUACUCAUCUUUUGAUCCAUUCUGACACCAGGCCCUAUCCUUGCCAGUACUGCGGGAAGAGAUUCCACCAGAAGUCGGACAUGAAGAAACAUACCUAUAUACAUACGGGAGAGAAACCUCACAAAUGCGUGGUUUGUUCAAAAGCGUUCAGCCAGAGCUCGAAUCUUAUCACACACAUGCGUAAACACACAGGCUACAAGCCCUUCUCCUGUGGACUGUGUGAUAAAGCAUUUCAACGCAAAGUUGAUCUCCGUCGUCACAGGGACUCGCAACAUUCUGAUGCUGUGGAACCUCUGUCAAGUAAUCCUAUAUCAACAGCUAGUUGCUUUAGAUACUACAAUGAAGAUACUACCCCCAUUGCGCCCGUUGUUAAGAAUUAA